AUGGGAGACCAGAGGCAACGCUCAUUGUCUACGUCUGGGGAAUCAUUGUACCAUGUUCUAGGACUGGACAAGAACGCCACCUCAGAUGAUAUUAAAAAGUCAUACAGGUAAGGAGGCCAAGAACUCGCUCUGAACAUAGCAUACAUUCUAAUACAGCCAGCUUGCCUCAUGAUUAUCGUUCCAUAAGUUUCUGCUAUCUCUGAGAUGCUAAACACUGCAAGUGAGGUGAUUACUCAUACUCCAUUUGGGUUCUCUGAAACAUAGAUAACUAUGGUUUCUAUCUGGAAAAACCCCACAAAACAUGAUAAUAGGAAUCUAACUCAGCUUCCUUGUUUAAAGUAGUUGAGUAGAAGAAAGCAGACAAAUUUAUAUACUCCUUUUACACAGUACACUAUUUGCUCUAGCUGUAUCUUGUGAUGAUUUUGAGAUAAGUAGAACCAGAGAUUGGUUCAGUUAUAUUUUCAGAACUUCAGCUCUUUCAGUAAUAGUUCAUACCACUGAGUAAUAAAAUCUCUCCUAAAGUUUGGAAUAUAAUAAAGCUUGAAUCAUGAUCUAUAGUUUUCUUGUCAGUCCAUAUAAUGUUGCUUUUAUAAAGUUGUGUCUUCAUCACAGCUAUUUUACUCAGCAGCAAUGGAAAAAGAAGGUCCAGUGACUCAGUGAUGAGUCUUGUCUUGGGAAUAAAACUUAGCUGUAGAGAUCAGUCUGCUUUUCGCACCAAACUUAUAAUCACAUUUUUUAAAUUAGAAAACCAAAACUUUUGAUGCUCUUGCUUCAAAAUUUUUGGAAACAGUGGAAGAUAAAAGUCCACAGGCUAAAUAGAUGUGCUGGUGAACCAGCAGUAGUCUUCUAGGCAUGAGUCUGAGAGGUUUUUUUCUUCUUUACUCCGCUUUUCCCAGGGAAAGCCACAGUUUACUGCUGAAUUGGAACAAACGUCAAUUGAGUUUUCUGCAGAUUGACAUAUGUUUCAAUUCAGCAGUAAACAGUGGCUUUUUCUGGGGAAAACAGCAGGCCAAAAGGAAAAUCUCUCGGACCCGUGUCUAGAAAUCAUGAGAAGAACAAGAAAUCUCAAGAAAGAAAGGGAAGCGAGGAUGAGCAUAGAGGUGCGUUCAGGGGGCAUACUAGUGAUAAACUGCAAUGAACUGAAUUUUACACUAGGGGUCAGCAGUAAACCUUUUCACAAUGGUAAGUGAUUUAGUGAGCAAGCUACGGUACUUUUCCUGAGUUUGCACUAACUCAGGGUGGAAACUCUGGGUUCUAAAAAAUAAACUUUAAUUGCAUUCCCACUAUUUCUCAGAACAGAAGCAAACAAUAGGAGAUUUGUGGAGAUUCUGGCUGCAGGUAUUCUUUUGUGAACAGAAAUUGGUGGAAAUGUAUGUUAGCUUUUGUUGUACCAUCAAUAUAAUGCAGCUUCCUAUGUUCUGUAUCACAGUGAAUCUUCCCCUUUUUUUGAAAAAAAUUAUAUUAUUCCUCACCGUAAAUGGGUAGCUGUGCAUCUGUCUGGAAAUAUUAGUCUUUUGUUCCUCUUGAUGUGGAAGAGUCAACCGGCAACUGCAGUUCUCUGCUUUGGGCAAACAUCUGCUUGAAGUUGUAUCUCUCUCGUGACUUUAGAGACAAGGCGCUCUUUGCAGGAUAUUUAUGUGCAGAAAUUGACAGUCUUUCCAGAGUAGCAGCUACUUGACAUUUUCUAAUGGGCUUUUGCUCUUCAUAUAAACCAGCCCUACAUUGACUAUGUUGGAUGCUUUCUGCCAUUAUGGACUAAAUCUGGGCACAAACAAUUUUACUCUUUUUGACUCGAGCAGCUGUACGCUGUAAAAAUUUGGCAGUGUCGGAAACUGCUGCAGAAAAUAUUAGGAGGGGCAGGGUAGAUUUGGGUUGUAGACCUAUACAUGUUUGGGAGUAAGUCCCAUUGAAUUCAGUAGGACUUGGGUAAACAUGUAUAGAAUUGUACAGUGGUACUUCAGGUUACAUACGCUUCAGGUUACAGACUCCACUAACCCAGAAAUAUUACCUCGGGUUAAGAACUUUGCUUCAGGAUGAGAACAGAAAUUGUGCUCCAGCGGCACAGCAGCAGCAGGAGGCCCCAUUAUCUAAAGUGGUGCUUCAGGUUAAGAACAGUUUCAGGUUAAGAACAGACCUCCGGAAUGAAUUAAGUACUUAACCCGAGGUACCACUGUACUCGUGUGGGUGUGGGUGUGUGCGCACUUUACCUUGCAUAUCACAGCUUUCCCAAACAGAAACAAGCCUGCAUUUCAUAUUGUGCGGCAGCUAAGAAAAAGGUGAAUUCCAUUCUAGGGAACAUUAGGAAAGGAAUUGAAAAUAAAACUGAUGUCAUCAUACUAAUCUAUGGUGCGGCCACACUUGGGAUACUGUGUAUAGUUCUUGUUGCCUCACCUCAAAAAGAAUUUUGUAGCAUUGGAAAAGGUUCAGAGAAAGGCAACCAAAAUGGCCAAGGGCAGAGGUUUUCAACCUUUUUGAGUUCAUGGCUGUGGGAUACCUGGUAAAAACACCGUAAGUUCCCUCCCAAACCCAGAGCCAGGCUUUGUAAGUGGCACAAAGUAGACCCAGGUUCCACCAAGUGCAGCCUGGGAGUUGCUGCACUCAAUUCUCAGAUUCUGCCCCCAGCAAGAGCACCCACUUGUGACUCGCGUCAGACACGUUCAUACCUUACUUUUUAAAAAAAGGAAAACAAGGUACACCGAGAAGCGUGAAGAGGCCCCCAAAGGAGGUGGGGCUUCAAGGAAUAAAGGCAGGGAGCCAACAGCACCGUCUUCUCCCACUUCUCUUACAAAUCGGGCUUCCAGGUCAGCUAUCUCUAUACCAUGACAAGUGAAGGUUUGCUGAACCUCAGUAUCUCAACUCUGAGAUGCCUUGAUGGACGCAGAGCAUGCAACUUGUUUCAGUCCUCCUCCACCCCUGUGAGAUCUUUUCAGUUUAGAGAAACAGUGAGUAAGGGACAACAUGUUAGAAGUUUAUAAAAUUACGCAUGGUAUGGAGAAAGUGGAUAGAGGUCGCCCCCCAUCCCUUCCUGCCUCAUAACAUUAGAAUUUAUUGAUACCCAGUGAACAGGAUUUUGGAAGAUUCAGGACAUACAAAACAAAGUACUUCUUCGCACAGCACAUAGUUAAACUAUGGAACUUGCUCCCACAAGGGACAGUGAUGGCCACCAACUUGGAUGGCUUUAAAAGAGGAUUAGACAAAUUCAAGGAGGCUAUUAAUCAGGCUAUUAAUAGCUGCUAACCAGGAUGUCUCUGCUCUGCCUCCACUGUCUGAAGCAGUAUGUUUCUGAAUGCCAAUUGCUGAAAACCACAGGAGGGGUAUAGAGUUUUGCUGUACCCAGAUACUGCUUAUGUGUUUCCUAUAGGCAUUUGGUUAACCGCUGUGAGAACAGGAUGCUAGACUAGACCAGGGGUCUGCAACCUUUAAGACUAAAAGAGCCACUUGGACCCGUUUCCGAAGGAAAAAAAAACUGGGAGCCGCAAAACUCGUCAUUAUAAAAAUAACUUUUUUGUCACUUUUUUAUUAUUUCUUUGUUUGACCCCUCAGAAUUACUCCUCCUCAUAGAAAUAAACGUUAAAUUAACAAGUUACCUUUUGUGUGUGUGUGUGUUCUUCACUCCCCUUCAAAACAGUGACCAGCGUACAUGCCCCCUUUCAAUGCAGUGACCAGCGUACAUGCCCCUUACAAUGUAGCGGGCGGGCGGGAAGGUGACAUCGGGACGGUGCGUGACUAACGCACGCACCGCCCCCAUGCGACGUCACAGCCAGUACAGUGCCCGCCACAGUGGGGAGUGUCAGGGCGCACAAUGCGCCUCCUCCCCUCGCUAGUAUCCGCCCCGGAGCCGCGGCAAAGGUGUAAAAGAGCCACAUGCGGCUCUGGAGCCGCGGGUUGCCGACCCCUGGACUAGACGGACCUUUGCCCUGAUCCAGAAGGCUUGUCAUGUUCUUCUGUGGUUUCUUCUUUCCACAGGAAACUUGCAUUAAAAUAUCACCCCGAUAAGAACCCAGAUAAUCCGGAAGCUGCAGAGAAAUUUAAAGAAAUCAACAAUGCACACGCGAUAUUAACUGAUGCUACGAAACGAAAUAUUUAUGAUAAGUAUGGCUCCUUGGGUCUGUAUGUAGCAGAGCAGUUUGGAGAGGAGAAUGUGAACACGUACUUUGUGCUAUCCAGCUGGUGGGCAAAGGUAAGCAACAGAGAGAUUCUCCUCUGAACAUGUUCUUUGUGUAGCAUGAUAAUAAUCUCAUACAGCAUGCUGUUUCAACAGUUUCUAGGAACCUUGAGAGAUUCUGCUGCCUCCCCAGCAGGUAUGUUAGUUUUUCAAGAGAACCAUUGAAUCACCAAAUUGUGGAGGGGACCUUGAUGGCCAUCUUGUCCAGCCCCCUGCAGUGUAGGUACCACAACCAAAGAAACCUUGGCAGUUUGACCAUCCACCCUCUGCUUAAAAACAUCCAAUGAAGGAGAGUCUAUACAGUACCAGUUUCCCAAGGAAUUCGUUCCACUGUCAAACAGCUCUUACUGGCAGAAAGUUCUUCCUGAUGCCCUCGGGGUGCAACCUAUUAUAGAACUCCAUUAAUUAAUUGAACAAAACUCAUAUAAUCUAUUGUUCAGAUUUGUGUAUGGGUAAAAAUGUUUCAGAAGCAAGAGAUGUUGCUGCUCUUGUUUUUAGAUGAUGUGCAUGUGCUGUCGUAAGAGACAUAUUUCUGUUUAGUUUACAAUUAGUUUAGAAUUCUAUGAUUCUAUAUGGAAGACAUUGCCUCCUAUAUGAGAAAAAAAGCAGAAUGCUCCUUUCUAAUGAUAGUACUGUCGUAAAUUUUGGCCUGUGGUGUCCAGUCACGAUUAAAAGUUUUAAGUGCAGCCAUUAAAAAAUAUGGAUUCUGGCUUAAAAUGGCAACUGAUUUAGAAAUAUUCCACAAGCAGCAGUCUCCGAAGCAUUAUCUCUUAAAAUUCCUGGAAUGCUUUUGUAGGUUCCUUGUGGUUUGAAAGAAGAUUGUUUUGACUCAAGUUUACAGUACAAAAAGGGUUGUGUGGUCUUUUAUCAAAAGCUCAGUGUGUCAUGUGGUGUCAGUUGUUGAAGUCACUUAACUUGCUUUCUGAAUGUGUUGGUUUCCUGUUUUGAUGAAUCACCCAUUGGGAUACUUUCUUUUCCUGCUUUCUCCUGACUACUUUGUCGUGAGAGAGAAGCUUUUGAGCGUCAUGGAGCAGAUAACUGAGUGGCAAACUGAAACAGCUCCCUAAUCUAGGAGUUUUGAAAUGAUUAGCUUUAUUGUAAUUUUGUACAAAUCAGGCAUAUUUUAUUUAUUUUAUUUUAUGCAAUAGCUGGACUUCUUAGUGCUUGUUGGGGUGUAUCUUGGAUGUAUUGGCUUGCAUUUUGGGGGAAUACAGGGUGGGAUUCAACUAAUCAGCCCCGACAGCCAAAGGUCUGUGGAAGGAAUUCUGCAAUGGGCUUCCUUGCCUCUCUUCCUUCUACAUGCCCUAUGCUCCUAGAGUUGGCUCUGGGGAGCUGGGAGAAGCUCCAGAACACAACAUGUGGUCGUUCCACCUGGCAGUACUUGUGCAGACAGAAUGAUUGGAAGAGCUCAUGGUUGAAUUCCACCCACAGUAAUUGAUGAGAAGCCAUAGGCUGGGACAGUCCAUCAACUGCAAUAGCAUAAACUACAGCAGUGAUUUGGGAGUGCUAGAGCAGAGGGGUUGGCCUUUGCUUCACCUCAAGACAUAGUAACUUGCAAUUGUACAACACAUGGGCAGUUUUUCAUGAGACCAUCAUAAUGCGAUUGUGAAGAGGCAAACCUUUGCCUGAGAGGUUCCCUUUCCAUUUUAGAUUUUAUGCUACGUGUCAGGAGGGUGCGAGCUUUUUAAGUUCAAGAGGCUGUUUUUCUGCUGCUGAUAUCCCAAGCAUGAGAUCUAAGUUAAGUUGGCAUUCGUUGGUUGGAGACACUUUCCCUUUUCCUCUGUGCAGGCGCUGUUUGUGUUCUGUGGACUCAUCACGGGCUGCUACUGCUGUUGCUGUCUCUGCUGUUGCUGUAACUGUUGCUGUGGAAAGUGUAAACCGAAACCCCCUGAAGGUGAAGAGCAGGAAUACUAUGUCUCCCCUGAAGACUUGGAGGCACAGCUACAGUCAGAUGAGAGGGGUAAGUCUUCUUCUCUCCAGGUCAGCCACACAUGGAAUGUCUCAAAAUCACAGGGCUGAGUAGAGAGAGGAAGAGGGGGAGAAGCUUCGUGUAGUUUCAACUUAAGCUUAUCAGGGGGUGCCUAAAAAGCAUAUCUGUGCUGCAAAUGUGUGUUUUUUUCUGAAGACCUGGCUUCAUGGAGAUUCCUAAAUAUCUCCCUGAAUGAAACCGAGGUUUGCUCAUGUACAAAAUGGUGAAGAGGUGUUCUGUGAUCAUAUCAUUCGUUGAUCAUAUCAUUUAGAAGAUUUUAUAACUUGCCUGUCAGUAGAAUGGCCCUUGAGCCAGCUCACAAUACCUGUACACGAACUGCAAACAUACAUACAGCCAUGCAUCCUUCUCUGAUCCAUGGGUUUGGCCAGGCUGGUGGGUCUCCUUGCUAUAGGAGGCAGAGAGUGCAAACGUCCAGUAGCUCUUGACUCCUGGCUUGAUGGCAGAAGCUGGAGAGUGCUUCUCUUCAUCUUUGCAGUCCCAUUCAUGGAACGAUGGUCUAAAGGCACCCAGUGGGUAUGCUUCUUUCGAAGCUAGUUGGUGUAGCCUUAAGAGGAAAGGCGAAGAUAACAUUUGUUGACACGGUUAGCAGUUUAUGGAGGAAUUUCCCCUACCUUGCAUAUUGCUCACUGUAUGGACACCAUUAACUAAGAAUAUGGUGUUGAAAUAAUUAAUUAAAUACAACCCUUCUGUCUGUUUAACUGAAACCGAUGGAAAAAUAAUGAAGCAAACCAGCAUCCUAAGAAGGCGGAACAUUUUUUAAAAUUAACGGCUGCACAGAAAUCUUAAGUCGGCCUUGCAAACUUCCCUGUUUCCCCCACAAUCCUACGCUGGUCAUUUGUAGCUGCAAUGAAGGAAAAAUUUUUUGGAUGCCCUUACCUGGUUGCCUAGGGACGUGGGUGGCGCUGUGGGUUAAACCACAGAGCCUAGGACUUGCCAAUCAGAAGGUCGGCGGUUCGAAUCCCCGCGAAGGGGUGAGCUCCCUUUGUUCGGUCCCUGCUCCUGCCAACCUAGCAGUUCGAAAGCACGUCAAAGUGCAAGUAGAUAAAUAGGUACCACUCCGGCGGGAAGGUGAACGGCGUUUCCGUGCGCUGCUCUGGUUCGCCAGAAGCGGCUUAGUCAUGCUGGCCAGAUGACCUGGAAGCUGUCUGUGGACAAACGCCGGCUCCCUUGGCCUAUAGAGCAAGAUGAGCGCGCAACCCCAGAGUCGGUCCCGACUGGACCUAAUGGUCAGGGGUCCCUUUACCUUUACCUGGUUGCCUAGAAGCACUUAGGGCUGGCAAAUGGCUUUUGACAAGCCAGGUCUUCAGUGCGUCACUUCCUUUCAGCAGUUUUAGGAGCGAGCUCUCUCUAACCACGAUUUCCUUUUAUUUUCAGACACCUCAGAUACACCUAUUGUGAUACAGCCAGUCUCAGAGACGACCCAGCUCACAGCGGACUCCCACCCCAGCUACCAUACCGAUGGAUUUAACUAA
This is a messenger RNA of Podarcis lilfordi (Lilford's wall lizard), 7627 nucleotides long. NCBI's taxonomy places the organism in Eukaryota, Metazoa, Chordata, Lepidosauria, Squamata, Lacertidae. The record is from the annotation of a GenBank genome assembly.